AUGAGGUGGGAUGCCCUGGUGGUGAAGGAGGGAGUGGAGAAUGUAGAGCGUGGCGGUGAGCCAGAGUGUGAACAGGGUGAAGAGGAAGGGGGCACGGAUGCGAUAGAGGUACUCGGGGAUGGUGUCGUGCGCCAGCCUGUGGAGAGGGUUCAUUUGCUUGAGGACGAUUUGCAGUGCUGUGCAGAAAUCCUCGCAGGUCCGCUUGGUUCGGUAGCCGCUGGUGGAUCCGGCGAGGCUGUGGACGUCCCUGAGCGCGAAGCCGUACCGGAAGAGUGUGGGCGUGAUGGAGUCGCAGUCCGCGAUGGAGAGGCAUGA
This is a messenger RNA of Babesia ovata, 315 nucleotides long. RefSeq names its product DNA polymerase D polymerase subunit DP2, putative. Bases 1 to 315 code for a protein of 104 amino acids. The transcript is spliced from 2 exons. NCBI's taxonomy places the organism in Eukaryota, Apicomplexa, Aconoidasida, Piroplasmida, Babesiidae. The record is from RefSeq and is a predicted model, not a curated record.